Molecule: messenger RNA, 3921 nt
Organism: Helicoverpa zea (corn earworm)
Lineage: Eukaryota; Metazoa; Arthropoda; Insecta; Lepidoptera; Noctuidae
Product: transmembrane protein 47
Exons: 5
Coding region: 226-1512 (428 amino acids)
Biological process (GO): cell-cell adhesion
Cellular component (GO): cell-cell junction; membrane
Source: RefSeq, a predicted model, not a curated record
AAUAGUAACUAGUCUGCAAUGCACAUACGUACGUGUACACGCAUUGCAAAGAAAGAAACAAAGUGGAUUAUUUUCCUGCCCUUUGUUUAUUAAAUAUUCACCAUCCUUGAUCCAAUUUAAAAAACCUUUACCCGACAUUUCUAUGUGAACCCCCGCAAGUGCGCGAAGCCUCCUAUUGGAUUAGUUCGCGUCGUUUGUGUACUGUUAGUAAAGAUUGGUAUCGUGAUGCAAACGCACGGGAACUUGACAGCGAGCUACUUGUGGCAGCCGGGCGAGUUUGCACGCCGGAUGCUAGGAGAGCGGCCGUCGCCCGUCCCACCGACGAGGGAGCUGUGGCCUCCUCCGCAACAACCGUUGAGCAUUAGCACCCUACAUAUCGCGUAUUUGCAAGAUGAGCCAUUACCAAGGCGAGCAGCUACACUACCUUGUCAAACUUUCCCAGCAACAAUUCACUCCGAACAUGAAUACAGCAGGCCACGAGUGUGUACCGUUGGAACGAAUACCGAACCACCACCGACAAUACUCACCAGGAUGAGGCAGCUCAUGAAACGCCAAGACGACGAGCACGACAAAACGAUUGUCGCAAGCUGUCCACCAACCGGACGUUUGACUGCCGUACCUAGGGAAACCACUUUCGAUAUCAAAGACGAUGAAAAUUCGGCACGGCGUGCACUUAAUGGAAUAAAGAAGGCUAUAUCAGGAAUGAAAUAUCGAGUGGCUCCAGGAUCCGAAGCUGUAGACAGCCCUAAAAUUGUUUAUCACGUGCCUAAGCCCGGAGACAGAAUGACUACGACAUUUGGAGCCGAAGAAAAUAAACGCAGGUGGUGUAAACUGCCGUCACGUACAUCGUGUUCCCGUCGGCUACGAGCUUUCAGUGAGUGGUGCAGACAUCGCCCUCGACGUCCUCCCAGACGGCAACCCCAGCCACCUCGACUACAAAUCACGCAGGUGAUCGCGCUAAUAUGCGGUUUGCUGGUGGUGAUCCUGAUGGUGUUAGGACUGGCGUCGGCCGACUGGCUGAUGGCAGCGGGGUGGAGGCAAGGCCUGUUCAUGCACUGCAUAGACCCUGAGGCGCCCACGCCGCUGCCUUUCGACAUUACUGCACAACCCGGCUGCUAUGCUGCAAGACCCGCGCCAUAUAUUAAGGCGGCGGCGGGUCUGUGCGUGGCGACGUUAGCGGCGGACGUGUGCGGCGCGUUGCUGACAGGGCUCGGCCUGCGCUCCGCCGACCACAGGACCAAGUUCCGAUAUUAUCGGUUCGCGGUACUCGCCAUGUCGCUAGCAUUAAUGUGCAUUUUAAUAGCAUUAGUCAUCUACCCAGUCUGCUUCGCUGCGGAGCUAAAUCUGGGCAAUAGGUCGGUGUGGGAGUUCGGGUGGGCGUACGGCGUGGGCUGGGGCGCCGCCAUCUUCCUGUUCGGCGCGGUGGUGCUGCUGCUGUGCGACAAGGAGAGCGAGGAGCUGUACUACAAGGAGCGCAAGGUGGUGGCGGCGGCGCCGGAGCCGCGCCCCUAGGGCCGCGGGCGCCUGCCCGACCUGGUGCCGUGAGGGCGCUAGCGCCCCGCGGCCCGCGCCCGCCGCGCGCUGGCUCUAGUGCCGCCGUCUGAUGCAGCCCGCACCACGCGCCCUGACUACUCUUAACUCAAAAUAUCAUAGUACUUGGCCUGAUCCAAAUUGUUGCUGUCGUAUGCGACUCCCGCGAGAUGUUUACUAUAAUACUCAACAUAUUAUUGUAAAGCGAUAAUAGCAUAUUGUAUCUUGUUUUGGCUACUUCCAGUGUAAGUGCUAUGAUUGUUUUGUAGACCGUUUAAUUUUUGUUUUAAUUUACUUAGUAGUUUCUAUAGUCUUACCUCGGUUGUUUUAUUUUUUCUUUUUAUAAUUUAGUGGCAUUGUGUUGAUCUUAUUUUGUAUCGGUUAGUGCGAUAAAACUAUAAAGAAGAUCUGAAAAACGGACAAUUGAAUCUACUUAACAAAGUGAAAGUCGCCUUUUCAAGGAUAUAUUUUGUGAUUUUUUUUUAUUAGUAAGUGUAGCGUGAUAUGUUUCGGCAGCCGGUUGUCGAUCCUCGGCGCAGCUCGCUCCCGCGAUGGGCGGAACACAUUCAGAUAUCUGUGUGUACUGGCGUACCUCGAAUGUAAUCCGUUCCAAAGAGCGCAACUCGUUAUUUAUUCGCUUUAAUUUAUUCGUUAAGGUUAAGUUGUGUAGAUAUGGUUUGGUGAGGUCGUAGGGCUUGUGUUGCAUCCGGCGGCGCAGUGCAGCGCGGCCGGGCCCCGGGCAGGCGACCGUUACUGCGGCUUGUGCGGACUCGUGGCGGCCGGCCCUGUGCCCGUCGCCACACCAAGGACUAUAUACCUACUGAGAUAUUUAAAGGAAUUAAAUAUAUGUUUUUAUUAAAGUUACCCUUUAGUAUGAUACACUUCAUAUUAUUGAAAAACUAUUUUAUUAAUGAUUAUAUAAAUAGGAAUCAUGUCUGUCUAUGUACACGGUUCAUAAUAACUUACUCGAGAUUAAUUUCUAAUUUGUUAGUGAUGUCUAGAAUCUCGUAUUCCUUUUACUAUUUCGUGAAUCUCGGAAUUGAAAUUAUUUAAAAUUAUAUUUUCUUAAUAUUUAUGCAAAAGUAAAGGAACAAUUAAUUGACGAUUAACUUGAUAAUUAAUAAGUAGCUGUAAAUGUGUAAGUUUAAUAUAUGUGGACAUUGUUAUAAUGGCACGCCAUGUGUUUAUCUAACUUUGUGAAAUCAAAACGGUGUUUAUAAAUAUCGAAUGUUCUUGGUCUUGGCUUUAAUUUCGUGUAAUUUUGAGUUGUGUGAGAGAAUAUUCAAGUGUUAUACCUACGUAUAGCUUAUUUUUUUAUUACUCAAUCGAAACUGACAUUGUAUCUUACCUACUUUGUACAGAAUCGCUGAUUAUUCGAAUAUACUAUUUUAAAUCCACGAAUUUUGCAAUUAUAAAGCAUAAUAAAAUUAUUCAUUUAAACGUAAAAUGAUGCCUCAACCUAUUAUUUAGUUAUAGGAUUUUUUAUUGUGAUAAUGAAGCAGCUAUUUGUAAUCGUUGAUGUGAUCGAUUGAGGCUUUGCAUUGUGAUUCCAUAUUGUGAGCGCAGCUUAUGCGCUUUGACAUAAAUAAAUUGUCUACGAAGUUUCACUGUUAAUAGUAAAAAUAAAAUUAUGCUCCAAACUUCCAAUUAAAUGUACGUAGCUCACCCGAAACUUCAUUCGCGAAGCCCGUUCAUUCGCUCUUAGUCACUACUUUAUAAGUAACUCGCAAAUAAUGUCUACUUAAACCUAUGAGUAGCAUGAAAAAUUUCUAAAUCUCCUUUACCUAAGUUUCGGUUUCUAUACUUUAUUGUUUACACACUAAGCUUUACUUUAGAAUUAUAUCAGAUUUUUGUUAAGUACAAGGCUAAAUUAGAUCUUAAGUUUGUGGAAGGCAACUAAUGUUGUAAUCAUCAUAAAUAUCAAUAAAUCACACUGCCAUGAACUCUAUGAUAUAAACUUACAUUUUAUUUGUAAGUCGUAUUAAUUUUAUUGUAGUUAUAAUGAAUAACAUUAAAUUAUUUAAAUUUCCUAACGUAAGUGUACAUUUUACAUAGAGAAGACAACCCCUUUGUAAUUGAUAUUGAAUGACAUUAGCUACAUAAUUUUAUGCACCUCCAACGGUACCUUGGACACACUGGUUUAUCUUUGCAAAGAAAAAUACGAAUUUUAUUAUAUCAAUAGAAUAUUCAAUAGUCUAUAAAUGAAAUAAGUUUUUUUUAAACAAAUGUAUAAAUUUUACCCAUGUAACACUGAUCUAAAAGUCCUAUGAAAUUUUAAUUAAUUGAAUACCUACUCACAGUUGUCCAAGACCAUCAGUUAAAAUUUUAUAUUUCCUUAGCCAAAUUAUGAGUCAUAUCAAAUGAGAUUGAAUAAAGUAAAUAGUACCUAAA